UUUCCUUUUAAGGUAUGAAUCAUAAAUAUUGAAAUUGGAGCAGAGAAACGAGAUUAAAAAAGUAUUUUUGAAAUAAGUUAUUAGGUGCUAGCUAUUUUAUACAGCUCUUCUUUAAUUAGUUGUGAAGUUUCUUUGAUAAAUAUGCAGAAUCCAAAUGAAGAUACUGAAUGGAAUGAUGUCCUACGAGCUAAGGGUAUUAUCCCCCAAAAAGAAAAAGAGAUUACUGAAGAUCAGAUUGUGUCUAUGUUAGAAGAAACCAUAGAAAAGAAAACUGCAAAUGGAAAAAAUUUGUCUGAACUAGACCUGGAUGAAUUAGAUGAACUGGAAGACUCAGAGGAUGAAGCUGUUUUGCUCGAAUACAGAAACAAGAGGAUAGCAGAGUUAAGAGCCUUAUCUGAGCGCCAGAAGUUUGGUUUUGUUGGAGAAAUAUCUGCCCAGGACUACAUCAAUGAAGUGAAUAAAGCAGGAGAGGGAAUAUGGGUUAUUUUGCAUUUAUACAAACAAGGAAUACCCCUAUGUGCCUUAAUCAAUGAAUACAUGAAGCAUUUAGCUGUCAAAUACCCAACAGUUAAGUUUCUAAAAUCAAUUUCUACCACUUGCAUACCCAAUUAUCCAGACAAAAAUUUGCCCACUCUGUUUGUCUAUUUUGAGGGUGACCUAAAAAAACAAAUAGCAGGCCCAUUGGAGUUCAGAGGACCAAAUCUAACUCAAGAUGAAUUUGAGUACAUUGUUGGGAAAACUGGUGCAAUAGAAACAAGUAUCAAAGAAGACCCUAGACCAAAAGUUAAGGACAAAAUGUUCUCAGAUUUGGCCGAAACUAAUGAUUGGUAGUACAUAGGUUCAUUUAUUUACUGUGUAAGUAUUACAUUGAACAAAUGUACCAAAAACAGUUCUACACACCAGUGCUGAAUACAAGAAAAUAAGGAUUGAUUUUUAUUUAUUUUAUAAUAAAUAGUUUAUACUUAA
Messenger RNA from Diabrotica virgifera virgifera (western corn rootworm), 966 nucleotides. RefSeq names its product viral IAP-associated factor homolog (gene viaf). NCBI's taxonomy places the organism in Eukaryota, Metazoa, Arthropoda, Insecta, Coleoptera, Chrysomelidae. The transcript has 5 exons. The record is from RefSeq and is a predicted model, not a curated record. Gene Ontology annotation, cellular component: cytoplasm. Bases 142 to 831 code for a protein of 229 amino acids. Gene Ontology annotation, biological process: protein folding.